This is a messenger RNA of Myotis lucifugus (little brown bat), 958 nucleotides long. It is a transcript of the gene DTYMK, whose product is annotated as deoxythymidylate kinase. NCBI's taxonomy places the organism in Eukaryota, Metazoa, Chordata, Mammalia, Chiroptera, Vespertilionidae. The transcript has 5 exons. The record is from RefSeq and is a predicted model, not a curated record. Bases 27 to 725 code for a protein of 232 amino acids. Gene Ontology annotation, biological process: dTTP biosynthetic process; dTDP biosynthetic process; dUDP biosynthetic process. Gene Ontology annotation, cellular component: cytoplasm; cytosol; mitochondrion. Gene Ontology annotation, molecular function: ATP binding; dTMP kinase activity.
CUAGCGCGCGCCGCUGACGUCAGCCAAUGGAAGCUCCGAACGACGCGCGGCAUUUUAGAGCCCUGGCGGGCGGCGAAGACGUGGCCAUGGCGGGCCGGCGCGGGGCGCUCAUCGUGCUGGAAGGCGUGGACCGCGCCGGGAAGAGCACGCAGAGCCGCAAGCUGGUGGCCGCGCUCUGCGCCGCCGGCCAUCCCGCCGAGCUGCUACGCUUCCCGGAAAGAUCAACUGAAAUUGGCAAACUUCUGAGUUCUUAUUUGGAAAAGAAGAGUGAGGUGGAGGAUCACUCAGUGCACCUACUUUUCUCUGCAAACCGCUGGGAACAAGUGCCAUUGAUUAAGGAAAGGUUGAGCCAGGGCAUCACCCUCAUCGUGGACAGAUACGCGUUUUCUGGUGUUGCCUUUACCAAUGCCAAGGAGAACUUUUCUUUGCAUUGGUGCAAGCAGCCAGACGUGGGCCUUCCCAAACCAGACCUGGUCGUGUUUCUUCAGCUGAGGUUGGCAGAGGCUGUGGAGCGGGGCGGGUUCGGCCAAGAACGCUAUGAGGAUGGGGCCUUCCAGGAGCGGGUACUGCAAUGCUACUACCAGCUCAUGGAGGACAGGACCCUAAACUGGAAGGUGGUUGAUGCUUCCAAAAGCAUUGAAGACGUCCACAAGGAAAUCUGCACGCUCUCUGAGGAUAUCAUCCAGGCUGCAGCGCACAGGCCGCUGGGGAAGCUGUGGACAUAAAUGUGGAGGGACUGUCCCCUUCCCUGGGUCCUGCGAGGCAGGAGCCUUAUGAAAGGCUUGAUGUGCAGUGUUCACAUUGCACAACAUGGGGGCUGUGCACAAGUCAACAACAAGCAGAGCUACGACGAGCCUCUCGAGAGGCCUGGGCACAGGGACUUCGUGGUCUGUCACUCAGCCUUCCUCUGCCCUCUCACCCUGAGGAUGUUGAUAAAUCAUUGCGCUUUUUAUUGAAA